Messenger RNA from Vigna angularis (adzuki bean), 1727 nucleotides. RefSeq lists its product as uncharacterized. The coding region runs from base 162 to 1568 and encodes 468 amino acids. The record is from RefSeq and is a predicted model, not a curated record. NCBI's taxonomy places the organism in Eukaryota, Viridiplantae, Streptophyta, Magnoliopsida, Fabales, Fabaceae. The transcript is spliced from 2 exons.
GGUAUUGUGUGUCAUGUACAUUAUUCCACCUCAUGAGAGAGAGAGAGAGUUCCAUUGCUCCAUGGCAUGGCAUCAUCCCUUCUUUAUUUCUUAUUUUUGAGAUCAACAACUCUAAAACCUCGUAACCGGAACUUCUGUUCCCGGUCACUGCAAAACCCCUAAUGGGAACAGUUAACAACACAGUCAAUGCUGCGGCUUCGGCGAUAGUAGUUGCCGAAUCCAGAAUCCAACCUGCCAGCUCGCCGAAAAAGCGCUGGGGAAGCUGCUGGAGCUUAUAUUGGUGUUUUGGACCCCAUAAAAACAACAAGAGAAUUGGCAACGCUGUCCUCGUUCCUGAACCUGUUGAACCAGUGGGUCAAGUUGGAUCUCAUCCUGCUACUGCUGCACCAAAUCCUUCAACAGCCGUUGUGAUGCCAUUCGUUGUCCCUCCCUCUUCACCUGCGUCUUUUCUGGAAUCCGAUCCUCCAUCUGCCACUCAAUCACCGGUUGGAUUAUUCUCUCUCAGUUCUCUCAAUGUCAAUGCUUCUGGUGGACCUGCAUCCAUUUUUGCUAUAGGUCCUUAUACCUACGAGACCCAGUUAGUCUCACCGCCUGUAUUUUCUAACUUUACCACUGAACCAUCUACUGCUCCUUUCACUCCACCUCCUGAAUCGGUGCAGCUGACGACACCAUCAUCCCCUGAGGUGCCAUUUGCUCAAUUAUUGGAAUCUUCUCUAGAUCAAGAUUGUAAAAAUAAAGGUACAAAUCAAAGAUUUGCAUUAUCCAAUUAUGAGUUUCAACUUUAUCAACAAUACCCCGGAAGUCCUGGCACCCAACUUAUAUCACCUGGAUCAAUCAUUUCUACUUCUGGAAGCUCUACUCCUUUCCCUGAUAGACACCCACUUCUUGAAUUCCACAAAGGAGAAGCAUCAAACCUCUUGGGCUUUGAACACUUCUCGACACAUAAAUGGAAUUCCAGACUUGGAUCAGGAUCUUUGACACCAGACAGUACUGGGCAAGGUUCAGGACUAGGCUCAGGAUCUUUGACACCUAAUGUUGUUAAGCCAGCUUCACAACUAGGCUCUGGGUGUUUGACACCUGAUGGUGCAGCACCAACUGCUGCAAAAGACAUCUAUGUUGGAAAACCGAUUUCUGAGUUAACAUCCCUUGCAAAUUCCAAGGACGAGGGUCAACCCAAUGCAGCAUUAGUUGAUCACAGAGUUUCAUUUGAAUUGACUGGGGAAGAUGUGGCACGAUGUCUUCCAAAUAAAUCAGGGUCUCCUUUGAUUGGAAACAUCUCAGGGUCUUCUGAGGAUGCACUGCUUGGAGAGCCUGUUGACAGAGAAAGUAUACACUGUGAUUUGUGUUCAAGGAAAACUUCAAAUGAUAAGCCUGAAAAUUCUCCUAGAGAAGGAGAAGAGCAUUGCAAUUCUUCCAAAGAAUUUAACUUUGACAGCAGAAAAGGUGUUGUUUCUGAUAAUCCUGCCAAUGCCUCGGAAUGGUGGACUAACAAGAAAAUGGUUGGAAAGGAAAGUAGAUCAAGCAACGUUCCGGCAUUUUUCCCAAUGUUACAGUCAGAAGUCGUUUAAAGACGUAGUUCAUUGCUAUAGGACUUAGGAGCUGUAUCUCUCAAAUUUUUUAAAUAGCAUAAAUUAUUUUUUGUGAUAUUUAAUUAGGGCUAUCUCGAAUUUUAAUAAAUGAAAACAAUAUUUGGUAUUUUUUAAUAAAGAAAGUUUACAAUUUAUAAA